AUGGAGGUCCUUGACUGCCCGCUGCUGUCGGUGAAUGUGCGCGUUUGGCGGUUCUGGUCGUUCGUCCUUGUGCACAAUUGGCGGCGCUAUAUCAGCAUCAUCCCGGUGACGGUGCUGAAUGUGUUCAUGUUCGCGGACCUCUAUCGGGCCUGGGGCAACAUCGAGGAGGUCAUUAUUAAUGCUUACUUUGCGGUGCUCUAUUUCAACGCCGUGCUUCGAACGCUCAUUCUCGUGCACAACCGUGACAAGUACGAGUCCUUUUUGGCCGGAGCUGCUCGCGUGUAUGAGGAAAUUCGUACCCUCGAGGAUGAAGCGAUCGGAAAACUCGUCACGGCCUACACGAAAAGGGCGCGUUUUCUCUCGAUAUCUAACCUCGCACUAGGAGCCUUCAUCAGUGGGUGUUUCGUCGUGUAUCCGCUCUUCACAGGCCAACGUGGUCUACCCUAUGGCAUGUUUAUACCGGGCGUGAACAACUUCGACUCUCCGCAGUACGAAAUUUUCUACAUCACGCAGUUGGUGCUCACUUUCCCCGGGUGUUGCAUGUACAUCCCUUAUACCAGCUUCUUCGCUUCGAGCACACUUUUCGGGUUGGUGCAGAUCAAAACCCUGCAGCACCAGCUGCGAAACUUCCGGUCGGAAAACCUUGGUCUACCAACACAGAGUCUCUCUAACACGCUGCAGAAGCUCAUCGAAGAUCACAAACGCAUCAUUCGAUAUGUGCAGGACCUCAACGAUUUGGUAACGUACAUCUGCUUGAUCGAGUUCCUCUCCUUUGGACUGAUGUUGUGCGCGUUGCUCUUCUUGCUCAACAUAAUUAGCGUGAUGGCCCAGAUCGUUAUCGUUGGAGCGUACAUAUUCAUGAUCCUUACGCAAAUAUUCGCCUUCUACUGGCACUCGAACGAAGUGCGGGAAGAGAGCAUGGCCAUUGCAGAAGCUGCUUACAGCGGACCGUGGCUUGAUGUGGAUAAUGCCGUCAAGAAAAAGCUGCUUUUAAUCACCAUUCGUGCCCAGAGACCCCUCGAGAUUACUGUGGGAAAUGUAUACCCUAUGACGUUGGAAAUGUUUCAAUCACUGCUGAAUGCAUCCUACUCGUAUUUCACGCUGCUGCGACGAGUGUACAAUUGA
Molecule: messenger RNA, 1125 nt
Organism: Anopheles nili
Lineage: Eukaryota; Metazoa; Arthropoda; Insecta; Diptera; Culicidae
Product: odorant receptor Or2-like
Exons: 6
Coding region: 1-1125 (374 amino acids)
Biological process (GO): detection of chemical stimulus involved in sensory perception of smell; sensory perception of smell
Cellular component (GO): plasma membrane
Molecular function (GO): olfactory receptor activity; odorant binding
Source: RefSeq, a predicted model, not a curated record